This is a messenger RNA of Salarias fasciatus (jewelled blenny), 1932 nucleotides long. It is a transcript of the gene ccnc, whose product is annotated as cyclin C. Lineage: Eukaryota; Metazoa; Chordata; Actinopteri; Blenniiformes; Blenniidae. Gene Ontology annotation, molecular function: cyclin-dependent protein serine/threonine kinase regulator activity. Gene Ontology annotation, biological process: regulation of transcription by RNA polymerase II. The transcript is spliced from 12 exons. The record is from RefSeq and is a predicted model, not a curated record. Bases 105 to 956 code for a protein of 283 amino acids.
CGGACGUUUUUCGGUGUUACUCCAGCAUCCUCUUAGCAUAACUGUGGUAAACACUUCUUUGUAGACUAAAAAUACCAACUCAAAGUGCGCAUUUCUACCUCAACAUGGCAGGGAAUUUCUGGCAGAGUUCUCACUAUUUACAGUGGGUGCUGGACAAACAAGACCUGAUGAAAGAGCGUCAGAAGGACCUCAAGUUCCUGACAGAGGAGGACUACUGGAAGCUGCAGAUCUUCUUUGCCAAUGUGAUUCAGGCUUUAGGAGAACAUCUGAAGCUGCGACAGCAGGUUAUCGCCACUGCCACAGUUUACUUCAAACGUUUCUAUGCCAGAUAUUCUCUGAAAAGUAUAGAUCCAGUGCUUAUGGCUCCCACCUGUGUUUUCCUGGCUUCUAAAGUGGAGGAAUUUGGGGUUGUGUCUAAUACCAGGCUGAUUUCUGCAGCAACAUCUGUGUUGAAAACAAGAUUUUCUUAUGCCUUUCCAAAGGAAUUCCCAUACAGAAUGAAUCAUAUAUUAGAAUGUGAGUUCUAUCUUUUGGAGUUGAUGGACUGCUGCUUGAUUGUAUACCACCCCUAUAGACCACUGCUGCAGUACGUGCAGGACAUGGGACAAGAGGACAUGCUGCUGCCUCUGGCCUGGCGAAUAGUGAACGACACAUACAGGACAGACCUGUGUCUGCUUUACCCUCCCUUCAUGAUCGCCCUGGCCUGCCUUCAUGUGGCGUGCGUGGUGCAGCAGAAAGAUGCCAGGCAGUGGUUCGCCGAGCUCUCAGUGGACAUGGAUAAAAUCCUGGAGAUCAUCCGUGUCAUUCUGAAGCUCUAUGACCAGUGGAAAAACUUUGAUGACAGGAAGGAGAUUGCUGCUGUUCUGAACAAGAUGCCAAAACCCAAACCACCUCCCAACAGUGAGAGCGACCAGAGCUCCAACGGGAACCAGAGCAACUCCUACAGCCAGUCUUAGCACAGCGUCCGUCUGAAUCCGUAAUGCUCAUGUAGAGAGGGGGAGAGUCUUUUACAACCAUCACACAGUGUAACCUUUGCAAUUCUUAGGGGGAAAAAAAAACAAAGAAAAAAAAAACAGAUUUGUUGGUGAUUCAUCACCAAUUGACAUCUGGUGAAACUCUGAUCUAUGUAGUCACUUCUCUGCUCAUUAUGGGUCCGUGGGAUUGAACCAGCAGCCCCUGAAACUGCUGCAGUGAACAGCCGAUCAUUGAGAAGGUCCCCGGGACAAAUGGACUCUUGAGACAAACUUAAAACUGAGGAACAGGCGGGGAGAGACCUGGUGUGAUGGUUCAGUAGAAACGUGUCAUUGUGAUGAUCCUGACAUCCUUGAACAACCCAGAGGAGCCAGUCUGUUCACACAAAAGCUCUGUGGGAUUUUACAAAACUUGAUCAAAAGGUGUGUGUGCGUGAGUGUGUGUGUGUGAGACAGUGAGUGACCAGUCUGGGUGGGUUUCUUCAUUCCUCAGGGUCUGCAGUUGUCUUCUCUGUAAAAUCAUGGUGUGUAGUGUGAGUCUGGGUGGAUGUGAAGGGGAUGCGCCUGCUGUCUGCUUGAUCUAAGAGCUGUGGCAGGAAAACUCCCAGGAGUGAGAAACGAGCGCUUUGAAUCCAGUUUACUGUUUUGAACCAUGACAACUCCACCUCCUCCCUCCCAUUCCUUGCUUCAUUUUUGUAAAUAGCCUUAUAAUUCUUUUCAUUAUAACUCUUCAUCUUUUGCAUUUUUGGCGUAAUCAUGAGCGGGUUCAGCUUUGUACUUGUGUUUGAGGUUAAAGUGCCCCUGUUUUUUGUUUUAUUUUCAUUCUCUAUCAUGAUUCCUUUUGCCUGCUGCAAAGCUUUUUAUUUUAUUGUAAUGUUUAAUCAGCUUUAGUUGUAGAAUCACAUGUAAAACCAUGGAUUUUCAUUUGAAUAUCUUUUGAGUAAACAUUGCAAUCAAUUCG